AUGUCCACCCGCUUCCUUCGACAUGUUCACACAGAUCGUCCCAGCCUUGUCUGUAUAAACAGCUACAUCUCUAAUGUACCCUCUUCCCACUCCCAACUUCGUCAUGUCGGUACGCUCUUUAUGGCAGAGAAACAUUGCUCCACCAGGGCAUUGCGUGUCAUUCAGCCUUACAUUUCGGAGAGGACCUUACUCCUUGGACCUGGAUAUAGAGGCGGGACGCGCAAGGGAUUGGAUCUCACAAUAAGCGGCAUCACUCCCACUGAAUCACGUUAUUUUCCUUCAAGUUCUCAUCCUGACUCUUACGGUGGCGUCCUUUUACGCACCCUCCGUGACUUGAACUCUGGAAAAAUCAUUUCGGGUCCAUCUCUCCUUGUGGAUCAUAUCCUACAGCUCCGCCGGGUGGAAAUAAUUCCACAAUCCCCUUGCAUCAGCCUAGAUCUCUCCCAUCCUGUCGCCACGGCUUCUUCCACUCACCCUCGAGUAGGUUUCAUUUCCCGGCCUUACCGCUACUUUGUUCAUCCCGAGAGGUUGACGGCAAAUGGGCGAGCGCAGACACUGCUCGGCGUUCUUCCCCAGAAGGAGCUCUCCGGAUUAAAAGACAAGACCCUGAACGCGUAUCUGGCGGAAUAUCAGGCUGGUAUCGAUAGAAAGGCCAAGCUGGAGGAAUUAAUGGGUGCGCGUCAGAGAGGUAUCUCAUCGUCCCCGACAAAGUACAUGAAAUUGAUGGGCUGUAUUGAAUACCUGAAAGCUGUCAAGUCUGCAGCUGGUGAUGAUGAUGGAGCGAACUGA
Guyanagaster necrorhizus is the source of this 789-nucleotide messenger RNA. RefSeq lists its product as uncharacterized. The transcript is spliced from 3 exons. Bases 1 to 789 code for a protein of 262 amino acids. The record is from RefSeq and is a predicted model, not a curated record. Lineage: Eukaryota; Fungi; Basidiomycota; Agaricomycetes; Agaricales; Physalacriaceae.